AUGCUUUCUCUUCCAACAGAAGUUCAACUUGAUGUAUUAAAAUGUCUCGAUUUCAACCAAUUAUUUGAUAUUAAACAAACAAAUUUUUACUUUUGCAAUUUAAUUAAUAAAUAUGAGGGGGAAUUGGCACGACAGGAAUUUAUUCAAAUAGCAUUAGUUGACCAUUACAUGCUUGUAGGGUUACAUCCAUCUGAAUUUAUUGAACCUGAAUCUGGAAUUUUUGAAUUUACUUUGCUUGAUCAACUUAAAAAUAAGUGGCAGGCAGCGAUAGACAAAUCGAUUCCUUUUCAGUGGCAGGCAGCGAUAGACAAAUCGAUUCCGUUGUUUCUACAUUAUUUUGAACCUAACAGAGAAUGUAUUUGUAUUGCUAUAGGUUGUGAACGAAAAAUGCCAUUCUGUUUUAAAAUUGCCAAUCAUUCCGAAAAAUAUUAAAGAAAUGAUUAUUGUUCGUUGUUGGUUGGAAAAACUUUUUAAUUGUGCUUUUGGAUAUGCUUCUUUCUAUAAAAACAUAUUUAACCCAGAAAUGAUCAAUAUAUUAUUUGAUAACGACAAAACAAUCCCUCUUCAGUUUAACAUUAAAAGAGUUAUUCUACAGAGCAAUUAUACUGUCACUAAAAUAUUUGAAAGUGCUUUGAAAUUUUCUUUAAAUCAUUUAUCAAUUUCUGAGUCUCUUAGCAUCAAUCUGGAUGCUGCAACUUCAGAGCAAUAUACUGAUAUUUUAUUCAAUACUUUAAUAAAUGAGG
This is a messenger RNA of Meloidogyne enterolobii, 743 nucleotides long. The record is from the annotation of a GenBank genome assembly. Lineage: Eukaryota; Metazoa; Nematoda; Chromadorea; Rhabditida; Meloidogynidae.